This is a messenger RNA of Argiope bruennichi, 6077 nucleotides long. Its product is annotated as inactive tyrosine-protein kinase 7-like. The transcript is spliced from 13 exons. Bases 138 to 3437 code for a protein of 1099 amino acids. Gene Ontology annotation, molecular function: cell-cell adhesion mediator activity; protein kinase activity; ATP binding. Gene Ontology annotation, biological process: dendrite self-avoidance; protein phosphorylation; axon guidance. NCBI's taxonomy places the organism in Eukaryota, Metazoa, Arthropoda, Arachnida, Araneae, Araneidae. The record is from RefSeq and is a predicted model, not a curated record. Gene Ontology annotation, cellular component: plasma membrane; axon.
AGUGAGCAGGCGUCCUGGUGUGUUUUGAUUUGUCGGCGGUUCAAUUUGUAUUUAUAUCGCUGGUUUACGCUUGCACGCGUAUUUGACGCGCCUAAUUUUGAGAAUUAAUAUGACCCUCCGAUAGUGUCAUCUGCCUGAUGGCAAUUCACGUGCUGUCUUACGUGAAAAUGGAUACAAUUUUGAAGCGGUUCUUGUGUUUUGUAACCGGUUUAUUGUGUAUUGCGACAUUAACACAUGGGCAAGACAGCUAUUACUUUCAACCUCACCCUCAGGACAAAGAUGUCAGAAAAGGCCAGAGUGUGACUUUGGAAUGUGGAGUCUCUAACAACAAGCACGUCAUAUUUUACUGGACAUUAAACGGAGAUCCUGUUUCGAACACCUCUCGUAGAUAUCAAGAUGGCAGCAACCUGCACAUUACGAGAGUGGAUCCUUCAAAGGACAUCGGAGAAUUUAAAUGCAUUGCGACGAAUGUGACAACUGGGAUAUCUCUGGCUAGCCAAGGAGCUCAGCUCAAUAUUUUAUGGAUUGGCGACCAAGCUCGGGUAGUUCUGCAAAGCCCCGACACACCAGAGGAGUUGGCGGAAAAGGGCGAGAUGGUCCUGCGGUGCAAAGUGGAAGGAAGCUCUGAGGUGCGCUUUGAGUGGUUUCAUAAUGGCCUGCGAAUGUUUAGGAAUGAACGCAUCUCCUUCCGGAAUAAACGCUUGCAAGUGGCAUCCCUGUCGCCGGCCGACAAUGGCAUUUAUUCCUGCAGAGCGGUCAGCGAAGUUGGCAUAGUAGACAGCACUGAUAAUUUUGCCCUCACGUUACCCAGUGAUACUGCUGCACAUAUCCAAGUCCUCCCUAAAGAUAUCAUUGCAGUUAAGAAUGGCUCAGCAGUAUUUGAUUGUGUUUUUGAAAAAGCUGCUGCCGUGGAAUGGUAUGCUCAAACCAGUGAUGUACCUUUGACCAACAAUUCUAGGUUUACAGUUUUUCCAAAUGGAUCUCUAAGUAUAUCUGGAAUUUUAAAUAGUGAUGAGGGAAUAUAUAAAUGUGUUGGAAUUAGUGACAUCAGUAAAGAAGCUCCCCAACAAAUUUAUGCUGCACGUCUGAAACUGGCUUAUAUUGAACCAUUUGAUGAUAGUCCAUUUGAACCUCCAAUCAGUCCAGAUGAGCUGAAAGUAGUUGCUUUAGGGAGUCAGUUUGAAGUGACAUGUGUAAAGCCCGCUGGUCGACCCAAAGUAAAAAUUUGGUGGGAAGAUCCUUCUGGUCAUGUCAUCAGUGAUACCGGACGAAUCCGUGUUGAUGACUCCCAGCUAAUAGUAGAUGGUGCUAAAAAGACUGAUACAGGAAAUUAUACUUGCAAUGCUGAAAAUAUUGCUGGACAAGAAAGAACAUCUCUAUAUUUUUAUGUUGCUUCUGCACCAACUAUCACUGAACAUCCUGCUGGCUUAGUAACUGAAGAGGGUGAUUCGGCUACUUUUACUUGUGAAUUUAAUGGAAGCCCUUAUCCUGUAACACUUGUGCGAUGGUUAAAAGAGACAAAAUCACACAGAGAAAGAGUUGGAUAUCCAAAUGUCUUCCCUCACAAUGGCACCUUAUUGAUUCAUAAAGUAGCAAUGUCUGAUGCUGGAGAUUACAUGUGUGAAGUAGUAACUAGUGGAUUCCCACCAGUUAUAUCAGAAAAAGCCAAACUGGUAGUGAAAGAACAAUUAAAAUUCGUUCCACCUCCUGUUAGUACUCGUUUGGAAUUGGGAUCAGUUGCUAAAGUUUAUUGCAAAGCCAGAGGUAGCUCUCCUCCUGUAGUUCGAUGGAAAAAAGUAGGUCAGCCAUUUUUUGACUGGCCCCCUCAUAUUCAAGAUGACAAUGGGACGCUAACUUUCAAAGGUGUCACUAAUGAUGAUUCUGGAAAAUACAUAUGUGUUGCUACAAGUUCUCAGGGAAUCAUUAAUGCUACCAUCAAUAUUGAUGUUGUAGUCAUGCCAAAGUUUAUUGUGGAGCCUGUAGAUACUCAAGCAUAUGAGGGCUAUUCAACAAUGCUUCAUUGUCAAGCCAUAGGAGAUCCAAUGCCUGCUGUUCAAUGGGAUAAAAAUAAUAUUAUGGAUAAUUUUGACCCUAACAGAUUUCAUGUUAUGGAAAAUGGUACAUUGUAUGUAUCUGAAGUACAUAUGGAAGAUGAGGGGAAAUAUGGAUGCACUGUUGGCAACAGUGGAGGUUUCAAAAGAGCAGAAGUAAAUUUGAAUGUUAAAAGUGCUGAAUACUAUAGCCCUAGUAAUGCUGGCAGAGGUUUUGAGAGUGGUGAAGAAAAUACUAUGUCAAAAACAGUUGGUGUUACACUGGGUGCUGCAGGACUUUACAUGGGACUUGUUAUUGGUUUGAUGGUUUUUUGUCGCAUGAGAAGAGCAAGAAAAAAGGCCCGUCUAUUGGCUGAAGCUACAGCAGAAGUAGCUAAAAGUGAAAAUGGAACUCUUCCUAAUGAUACUGAAAUGAAUCCAAUUGUAACCAAGCCACUAAAGGAUGGAAGCACCACUAGAAGUGACAAUGAAGCUCCAUCUCAUAGCUCUGGCUCUCAUUAUUCAAAAAAAAGUCGUUCUUCAUAUGACAAAGCUCAUUUUCCUAGACAAGAGUUACAGACAAUGAUGUUAUUAGGUCAUGGCGAUUACGGUGAAGUAUUUCUGGCUAAAGCAAAAGGAAUCAUAGAUCCUGAUACAGAAAUGAUAGUUAUGGUGAAAGCAUUACAAACAAGGGAUGAAAAUGCUCAUUUUGAAUUCAAGCGAGAAAUGGAUAUGUUAAACAAGCUUCGGCAUGAAAAUAUCACAAAAUUAUAUGGAAUAUGCAGAGAAACUGAACCAUUUUUAUUUAUAACUGAAUAUAGUGAUUGGGGAGAUCUAAAACAGUUUUUACUUGCUACACGCCGAGACAAUACAAGAAAAGGCCCCAAACCUCCACCUUUGAAUGUGCCACAGAUACUUGGAGUAUGCCAUCAAAUAGCUACUGGCAUGGAAUACCUUGCCAAUCAACGUUUCACUCAUAAAGACUUGGCAACUAGAAACUGCUUAGUUACUUCAAGAUUAAAUAUAAAAAUCAGUUUUCCAAGUUUAUCUCGUGAUACCUAUGCAGAUGAAUAUUUCCUUUAUAGAAACAGAACUCUCCCACUAAGAUGGGCACCUUCUGAAGCAAUAAUUGAAGAUGAGUGGUCAACAAAAAGUGAUGUGUGGUCAUUUGCAGUUGUUGCUUGGGAACUAUUUACUCAAGCGGAACUGCCUUUUGCUGAGCAUUCAAAUGAAACAGUUUUGAGACUGUUGAGCAACAGUGAAUUGAGGUGGAAACCACCUGCUGGUGCACCAUCAGUAUUAUGUUCUUUGCUCUUAACUUGUUGGAGCAUAAGUGCCAGAGACCGUCCAACGUUCACUGAUGUAGUUCACAAACUAGGUCAAGUCACUGUUGACAGUCAUUUAUAGUUUUUAAUAUUUUGUUGUAUUAUUGUACAAAAGAAAAUAUGCAUUUUGUUUUUUAAAGCAGUUAUGGUUGUAGAUUUUUCAGGCUGAUUUUAAAGUAACAAGACAAGGCUUGAAAAAAAUCAAAGGUUUUUAGGCUGAUGACUGGAAAUUCUGUUUAAGAAAAAUGCAAAAUUUCAUUGACAUUAUUUGAAAAUUUUUUUAAUCUUUCAGAUGUCUGUUUUAUUAUGUCAUUGAAUUUCUAUGAAAUCAAAAAAAGGAGAAAAAUGUAAAUUUACUGUUAUACUGAUUUCUGAAGACUCAUGAAUUAAACAUGUAUAACAAAAAUAUUUUUUAUUGUUUUGAAAAAUGGAGGAAUUAUUAUUGGAUAUUGUAAGAAUUCAUUAUCCUGGUGAAUUCAAUUUGAAUUUUUAAAUAUGUCGAAUUAUAAAGAAAUUAUUUACUCCCAAUCAUUUUAUUUCAUCUUAGAAACAAGAUUUUAUGUUAUUGUGGAUUUGACUAGAUACUAUUAUGGAUUAAUAACUUAAAUGGCAUAAGUGUCAGCUGGAAUGUAGGAAGGAUGGAGGGCUAGAACAUUUUUCAUCGUAUUUAAGUUUCACAAAAUAUAAUUCAUAGUUUAAACCAAAACUUUGUGGAUGUCUUCAAUUGACUAAAAUUAAUGUAACUAAGUUUUUAAGGGCAAAAACAAUUGUCAUUUUAAUAAGUUGUUUCUUUCCUUUUGCUCUAUUAUUGCCAUAAAUAAUUAUUAAAAAGCAUUUUCUGGUUUUAAUUGAAUUAAACACCAAUGUGGUUUUUUCCAGUAUAAUAUUUUAAUGGAUGGUAUUUAUGAAUAUUUUUAAAAGCAUGCAGAUUUGUACAUUUCUGACUUUCUGAAGUUAAAUAAUUAUAUGAUCAUAGAUUCCCCUCCCCUUCUGCAUAGUCAAGAAUAGUACAAAUAAUAAAAUCAAUUGUUUUCAUUUGUUUGUGAACUUUCCUAGAGAAUAUGUGCUUUUGUUGCAAUGCACUUACUUUACACCUCUUGCGUAAUUUUAUGUCAUUCUGUUUGAUUUUCAAAUUAUCAUUCCAUUUAUUUUUAUUUAUUUUUUAAAGGCAUUUAGCAAUAUAAUGUUAAGAGACUACUAGUUUACUUUAUCUACGGUUUUUGAACAGAUUUUUACCUAUUUAUAAACUUCAUUUUUUUAUAAUUCUUUAAUUUUUUUUCCUUCCUUUUAAUUAAUUUGCAUUUAUAAAACGAAUUGAAGUUGGUAAUUUCGUUUUUGCAAGAAUUUGAGGAUUAUAUAAUAUCAUUCUUGAGAAAUAUUUUCAGCUAAAAAUGAAUGAGGCUAAAAAAAAAAAAAAAAAAAAUCCAUAAUGAAUGAAAAAAUUAUGCACACAGAUUAUUCAUGACUUAUUGUAAAUAUGGCAUAUAUUUUCAAGUGAUCAAUUAAUUCUAAUGUUCAGAUGAUGCUUUAAAUUAAUUGUGAUAGUUCAUAUAUAAUUUGGAUCUUCAUUAAUGUUUUUUUUUUUCAGAGCAUUUAAAACUUAUUUUUAUACUCUCAUAUUGAAGCAUUAGCAUAAAGGCCUUAAAAAUAUAAAGUAUUUUUUUUAAAGCUUUAAAGUUUUUUCAAUUUUAAUUAAAAUGCAAGAACAGUAAAUAGAUUUCUUUCUCUUUUUUAAAAUAACAAAAAAGGACACUUUUUUGUGAUUUUUUUUUUAAUAAUUUAAGAAUAAUUAUGAAUGAAAAUUUUUUAUUUAAAUUCUGGAAACUUUGUAAAUUUAUAAUGCUCAGAUAAUAUAUCGAAUGUAUAUAUUAUAGCUACAUAGCUUCAAAUUGCUCUUAUAAGAGCUUAUCAAAUUGCAUACAAGUUUGUAAAUAAUUUAUAUAUUAUUUUAUGUCUUUGUGUUUAUAUUUUUUUCCCCCUUCCUGAAUAUUUCUGCAAUUGCAUUUUAAAAUCAUAGAACUUGUAAUUUCAAGAGUAAUAUUUCUAAUUAUUUUGAUAUAUUAGUGCAAUAAAUUGUAUUGUGUAAUGUAGUAAAUAUAUUUGGCAUGUGGAAUAUAGAAUUAGUAGUUAAAAUGAGAAAUUUUGAAACAUUUCCAAAAUUGGAAACAUGUUUGCAAUAUUGGUGAUUUACCUUCACAUAUAACUUUAAAACAUUGUUUGAAUCAUUCAUGUGCUCCAUGACUUAAAAAUAUUUGUGUUUUACGUAGAAAUUAUAUUUGUAUCAUUUUUAUAAAUACUUAAACUCAUUUUGUAAUUGUGUAUUAUAAGACUUACAAUAUUUUGUCGAGAUUUUAGAAAUGACAGUUUAACUAUUCUAAUAACUGUGAUUUAACAGCUCAGUUUAUUACUUUUUCUUUCUUAAUAUUGCUACAAUUUUUAAGUAUUUAAAACAUUAAAAAACUGAUUUUUUUUUUAAAAAAAUGUUAUGACUGCUUAUAUAUUAGAAUUGCAAGUUAUUGCCUAAAGUGACUUAUAUAAAGAACAUAUUCUAAUAACUUUUAUGAAUUUAGAGAUUUUUUUUUAAUUACAAAUGGUGCAUAAACCAACUUAGUGUUUUCUAUUCAUGUUUGUAAAUAGUCACUUUUUCUUAUUUAUUGAUAGUUAAAAACUUUGUGCAACUGAUUGUAUUAAAAAUGAGAGAUGAUUUCUCACUAGUCAUGUA